AUGGUGAUGUCAUCUUGUGAUGUCAUGACAGGAGAGCUUUCUUAUUGGUUAAUGGUGGUUGAUGCCAUGAUGUAAGUACAAAAACGCUAUGUGAUUGGAUAACCAACGCUUGUGUAGCCCAGUGAUGUCAGACAAGAAAACUCUUGUUAUUGGAUCAUCCAUACUGUCAUGAUGUCCCGAAACAAAGGCUUCUUUUAUUGAGGAUAUUGGAUAGCCAACAACUGUGGCGUGAGCUAUUCACGUACAUUGUUUUUCUUUGGUGACAAAUAGUAAAAUCCUAAAUGUUACUGAACUGUUUUCUGCCAGGUGAUUUCGAGAUUUCGAAUGUGUGUUAUUUCGAAGGAUAGAGAUCUGUCUUCUGAGGUAUGGGUCCAACAAUUUCCGCAAUCCAUUUAAUAGUAGGUAGUCCAAAUGAAAGUUGAAGAAUCGGAGUCGAUCAUAUUAACCUCUACAUUUCUUCCGCAGAUUGAAGAACUUUUGAAGCUGAAAAGUCACUCUCGGUCAGCGCGAGUGGGUAACACACAAACAACGAAAAGUUGAAGGCAGCUGAUUUUAAUUUUUAACCGCACAUUAAACCACUCUUUGUCAGUGUAUGGUCUUUUAUCGCAUGUACUCAACACCCCGGAAAAUGCCGGAGUAUGUGUCGCUUUUUAUUACUUUUAAAAUAUUGAAAUAAGUAAGUAAGUUCAGCUUUUUAUCCCGAACACUCAGUUGUGUUUGCUAACGGCCUGCUGCGGCUAUUGGUAGUAGAGGAGAUAAAUACUUUGACUCUUUGUGCCAUUCAAUGUUCUUGCUUUGUCAUGUCACGCACUAAAUAUCAUGAGUGUGCAUUAGUAAACAAAGGUGGAUUUGAGGGCUUUUACGAGAGGUUUCCGUGUCAAACGCCGUUGUAAUUUCAGUUUGUUCCGCAAGUUUUACGGGAUAACAAUGUUUGUUUAAUCUCCGCGCAAGGAAAAUCUUGACAGGCCGAAUUACCUAGCACCCACCCGCUGGGAGAAAUUGUCAGACAGGCAGUAGCUGUACACAUGUGACUCUACACAUGGAGGUCAAAGGAAUCUUUUGGUCGUGCUUGGUAGUUCUUGUAGGUUAUUUCGGUUAUCACGAGCUUAAGUUUGUCACGGUUAAGAUCUUAGUGGAGAGGUUUAUUCCAGCUAAACGGUCGGAUGUCUUUCAUGUGUUAUUUGACAAGCCUGAAGUUACCGUGAAGUUUCAUCCACUUUGGUGAGUCAUUUCGACUGAUGUCCAAUUAUAAAAUCUUAAGUUAGCGGGAAGCACACGAAAAGGUUAUUCGAAUUAGGAAUUUUUGUUCUAAGGGAAAAACAUUAUUUCUAGUUACUAUCAGUGUUGUUGAGCGUAUAUGCAAAAUAAGCAAAUGGCUCACUCAUUUGUGUGCACCUUUAUGCUAUCGCCUAGACUACGAUUUUCUGUAGUCCGUCGAGCAAAACGCGAGACACGUAAAUGUCCACGCGCGUGACUGGUGGCGCGAGACGGGAGAGGAACGUGACUGAAUCUGAAGAAAAGGAGAGACUGCUCGCAGUCCAUGCUAUCGCCAAGAAUUGUGCAAUACAAGCACAGACUAGAGUGCAGUGUUAGUUGGUGCGUAAUGCACAUGAAAUACUGUAAAUACGAAAAUCGGACAUGCUAUUGUAUCCAAAAAGGGUUAGGGUUAGGGUUAGCUACUGAAUUAGCUUCUUUGCUUGCAAAAUAUUUUACCAGCUACCGUAAAUCCUCUAUUAAGCCCCUCGGGGGGCUUAUUUAUUUCCAACAACAACAACAACAAAAAUUCUAGGCAAUAUUAGUGUCCACAAUUAGCUUUUUAGCUAAAUACCUUGACACUUUAAUAAAGUUUAUGUAUGUGUGUAUGUAUGUAACAUCUUUCAAUGGCACCCAAUGGGUGUUUUCUUUGAAAUAUCUGUUUGGAGAAGCAAAAAUUGCCUAGAAUUUUCUAUAGCUUGACCGUUCCAUUUGUAUACAAUUUUCGAAGCUUAUCUAAUAAAUUCCCUACGAUUUUUUGAAGUUUAAUUUUUCCCAUUUCACCCACCAGGUUAAGCUAUUUUCGUAGAGAAAGGAAACCUAAAAUUUUCGGAACCGAAAAUGCGAUGCAGAGAGGAAUCACAGAAAAAAUAUCACUUUCGUAAAACUUAAAAUUGUAGCUGAAAUUUUCCGGAAAAUAAAGUGUGUUUUCAGUGCACUUAGGAGGAAACCGUCGUUGGGUGCCCCUGAUCAUUUAUUUAAACACCGUUGGUUUUUAAAGCUGAUAUAGCUUAUCGGGCUGUGUAACACAUUUCAGGGGUACCCAACGAUGGUUUUCCCCUAAAUGCAUUGAAAAGUCCUAAUUACGCUAUCCAGAGUACUUUUAGAUCUCUAGAAACGCAUUCAAAGUUGCGCUAUAAAAUUUGUAUCUGUUCGGUCAUCCUAGGCGAACUUGAGGCUUUUCGAAAAGUUAGCCUACCAUAAGGAGUUAAAUAUGAAAAAAUGAACUUCAGAAAAUCUUAGGAAAUUUUUUAGAUUUUCGAAAAUUAUACCUGAAUAGAACGCUUAUCUAGAAAUAAUUAGCCGUAUUCAAGCGAUAGAAAAUUCUAGGGAAUAUUAGCUUCUCCGAACGUACAGAUAUUUUACAGAAAACAGUCGUUGGGUGCCCCUGACAUUUGAGGGGGGUUUAAAAGAGACGGGGCACUUAUUUGAGAGGGGGGCUUAAUUUAGCUAAGACUAUGGUAUCAGUUCUCAGGGGCACCCUACGAGAACAUAGUUCAAAACCACUUACACAUAGCAUUGUUAAACGUAUUUUAGUAUCUAAACGGUAGAUAUAGGCAUAUUUUUAUACCCUAAACUACACUACGACUUAUCAGCGGUUAUUCACCAACAAAGGCUCUCCCUAUCCCCCUCGCUAUUAAAAAAAGUGAAAAAAAAUUAUUAAAUUUUUUCCCCUGAGGAUAGAGGAUUUGCGGUAUGUUCUAAGAAAAAUCUUGCUGCAGACGAUCCUGCACUGAGACCAGAUCAGAUCAGGCAAAGCCAGCGAGCUAGCCUUCAGGAAGGAAUAUGAGAAGCUCUUGCUCUUUUUCCUCCUCACCCCCUGAAAGCCUGCUCACUGGCUAGAUCGGGCACAAAUUCUUUACCGGAAUUUUGGGUGGACUGCCUCCUCCAAACUAAAUUAUUCACAACAUAUCUUUUUAUUUCAGCACUGACGUUAGCAAUAUUAUUAAAUCACAAGAUGAAGAUGGGCAUAGAACUGUCCAGUUAGACUACCAAGAAGCAGUUGUUUUCUUUGGAUUCUACAAGAAACAGAUUGGAUUUCAAAUAACUGCAACAGCACUGGUGGAAGACUCUGUUAUCCUGAACACAGCCAACCUGACAGGUGGUUAUUUUCAAAUAAACCAAAAAUGGGUUUUGUCUGAUUCUAAGGAUGGAGAAGAGGAUGGAACAUUCUUAGAGGAUCAUUUUACGUUCACGACUCCACGUAUUUUAUCAAGACUUGCUAAACCUCAAGCACAGGCUGCCCACACUGGUUUG
Messenger RNA from Porites lobata, 3510 nucleotides. The record is from the annotation of a GenBank genome assembly. NCBI's taxonomy places the organism in Eukaryota, Metazoa, Cnidaria, Anthozoa, Scleractinia, Poritidae.